AUCUUCAUCCUGUGAUAUAAGCUUGUCCUCUGCGGAGGAGGCGCAGGCUGGUGGGGGCAUGGCGACGGUGGAGGGUCGUCCGGCCCAGUAUGGGGUCACGCUGCAGCAGCUGCGGGAGCUCAUGGAGAACCGUGGCCAUGAGGCCAUUCAGCGGAUCCAAGAAGAGUACGGGGGCAUCCAGGACCUCUGCAGGAAGCUCUACACCUCACCCACUGAUGGGCUGAGCGGAUCUGCGGCGGACCUGGAGCACCGGCGGGCGACAUUUGGGGCCAAUUCGAUCCCGCCCAAGUCGCCCAAGCCGUUCCUGCAGCUGGUAUGGGAGGCGCUGCAGGACAUGACGCUCAUCAUCCUCCAGGUGGCCGCCUUUGUCUCCCUCGUGCUCGCCUUCAUCGAGCCCGAUGACAGCGAUGUGGGACAUGGCGGCAAGCCAAAGGAGCCCGGUGAAUCGGAUGCUGGGUGGAUAGAAGGUGUAGCUAUUCUAGUGUCUGUAGUAAUUGUGGUUCUAGUGACUGCAUUCAAUGACUACACAAAGGAGCGGCAGUUUCGUGGACUCCAAAACAGGAUAGAGCAGGAGCACAAGUUUGCUGUGAUUCGGGGUGGUGAAGUGAACCAGAUCGGCGUGACAGAAAUUGUGGUUGGCGACAUCUGCCAAGUCAAGUAUGGCGAUCUUCUGCCUGCGGAUGGAAUCAUUAUCCAGAGCAAUGACUUAAAAAUCGAUGAAAGUACACUAACGGGUGAAUCGGAUCACGUCAAAAAGGGAGAACACACAGACCCCAUGUUGUUCUCAGGCACACACGUCAUGGAAGGGAGCGGAAAAGUUUUGGUGUCUGCGGUCGGUGUCAACUCUCAAGCAGGCAUUAUCCUCACUUUGCUGGGAGCUGCCCACUCAGAGAGCAAAGAGCAGAAGAAAAAGAAGAAGAAGAAAGACGCUAAGAAGGGUCAUAGAAAGAAGAAAGGGGAACCAGUGGACGAAGAAGCGGCCAUGUCUGGGAACUCGCACUUGGGCAACAUCACUGCCAACACUCACGUGGAACCUGCCCGCGCGGAUUCCAUUGUCGCCGCCGGCUCUCCGGCCGAAGACAGCAACCCCCGCAAAGAGAAGUCUGUGCUGCAGGCCAAGCUCACCAAGCUGGCCAUCCAGAUAGGAUACGUUGGGUCAACGAUAGCAGUGUUGACGGUCCUUAUUCUGGUGGUGCGGCACCUGAUUGAGGUGUUCGUGGCGGAGGGUCGCCCCUGGAGAAGCAGUGACACGCAGCACAUUGUCAACUGCUUCAUCAUUGGCGUCACUGUUCUGGUGGUGGCCGUCCCUGAAGGUCUUCCAUUGGCUGUCACUCUCUCCCUCGCCUACUCUGUAAAGAAAAUGAUGAAAGAUAACAAUUUAGUACGUCACCUAGAUGCCUGCGAAACGAUGGGUAAUGCAACAGCAAUUUGCUCGGACAAAACCGGCACCUUGACAACCAACCGCAUGACUGUAGUGCAGAGCUACAUCUGUGGUGUUCAAUAUAAGCCAUCACCUAAAUAUGAAACUCUUCCACCUGUUGUUGCUGACAAGAUAGUGUAUGGCAUAUCGGUGAACAGUGCCUACACAUCUAGGGUUAUUCUUCCCGAGGCCGCGGGUGAACUUCCGAAGCAGGUGGGCAACAAGACAGAGUGCGCCCUGUUGGGCUUUGUGCUUGACCUUGGCAAGGACUACCAGAGCGUGCGGGAUGACAUUCCCGAGGAGAUGCUGCACAAGGUCUACACCUUCAACUCGGUCCGAAAGUCGAUGAGCACUGUCAUCCCUCUCGAUGGUGGCCGAGGAUUCCGUGUCUACACCAAAGGCGCUUCUGAAAUCGUCAUGAAGAAGUGAGGUCCUUUCCAUGCAGCGUUCUAAGCACUAGUAAUUUGGCAUGCAGACAUGUGCAUGUAGAGCUUGAAUUAGCUGCCUAAAGAAAGAACAGUUGUGCAGAAUCCAUCAACAAUGAUUGU
Molecule: messenger RNA, 1968 nt
Organism: Dermacentor silvarum
Lineage: Eukaryota; Metazoa; Arthropoda; Arachnida; Ixodida; Ixodidae
Product: plasma membrane calcium-transporting ATPase 4-like
Biological process (GO): regulation of cytosolic calcium ion concentration
Cellular component (GO): intracellular membrane-bounded organelle; membrane
Molecular function (GO): ATP hydrolysis activity; ATP binding; P-type calcium transporter activity
Source: RefSeq, a predicted model, not a curated record